AUGAAAGUUCUUUUUUUAUCAUUUUUGUUGCUGUUUUGUAUUGCAAAAUGUGAUGAUUCGUUUCCGUGUAGGUUUAAUGACGGAUCAUUUGGAAAAUGUGUCGAGAUUAAGAACUGUAGAUCACUAUUUGGAUUGUAUAGACUAGGAACUAUAAGAGUGAAGGACUUACCGAUUUGUGAUCCUGUUAAAAGACUUGUUUGCUGUCCAAGAAUCAGCUCGAAAAAAUGUAAGGAAUAUGGACAAAGUGCUCUAAAGACGAUAAACAGUUCAAAUACGUUAAUUAAAACUCAGUGCAAGUUUAGUCAAACUUCAAUUUUGAUCGGAGACGAGUCAGAACAACUUACAAAUAGAUUCUACAAUGAAUGGGCUCGCAAUAGACCUAUCUUGUCGCAUAAUCGAAACCCUUUAACAUUAAGACAGUUUGAAUUCCCUCAUCAAGCUAUUUUAGGCUAUCAAAUUAAUGAUGAAGUCAAAUGGAUCUGUAGUGGAUCAUUAAUUUCACUGAAUUUUGUAUUAACAGCUGCUCGAUGCAUCUCUUCGAUUGAGUAUGGAGCUGUAAAGUUCGUUAAAUUAGGUGUUUUUGAUCUGCUAAAUCAUGCAGACAAGUCUGUGACUUUUACUGUCAAGCAAACUUUCAAGCACUCAAAAGACAGGACGUCUGCAUUACAAAAUGACAUUGCUCUUCUUAAACUGCAAGGAUCAGUCAAAGAAAAUGAUAAUAUCUGGCCAGUGUGCUUACCAACAAGACCUUAUUAUGAUACAAAAGCUAUCAAGACUGGGUUUGGAGAAACUGGAAGUGGAGGUUCAUCACAGAAUUUACUGAAAGAUAUUGUUACUAAGUUUGAUCAAGAGUUUUGUAAAGAAAGUUAUGAAGAUCAUUUUAAUGAAACUACAAUGUUGUGCUAUGGACAUCAAUCAGGAGUGAGAAACGUUUGUGUUAAUUUUGAACUUUAGGUGGACCUCUUCAAGUUUCAAAUGAUGAUCAAGUAAAUUGUACAUUUACACAAAUUGGGAUUUCUAGCAUUGGAGCAGGUAACUGUGGAACUAUUGGAGCAACUGAAGGGUUUGUUAACGUCUACAAAUUCCUAGAUUGGAUUGAAAGGAUCGUUUGGAAGGAUGAAGUAUGA
This is a messenger RNA of Chironomus riparius, 1127 nucleotides long. Lineage: Eukaryota; Metazoa; Arthropoda; Insecta; Diptera; Chironomidae. The record is from the annotation of a GenBank genome assembly.